AUGCGGGGCCUGCUGGGCAGCAGCUGGAAGAAGUUUGGACCGGCUGGCCGAGGGACGUAUGAGUGGUUGACCAGUGAACCCAGCCUGCCACUUGUGGAGACCCAGCUGCAGGGCACCCAGAGGACAAGUUCCACCAAAGACGAUGUGGAGCCCUUCCUGUGCAUCCUCCUGCCGGCCACCGUCCUGCUCUUCCUGCUCUUCCUGGGGCUUCUCCUCUACUGCCGCUGCACGGCCCCCCGGCCACAGGGACAGGUCUUCAGCAUUGACCUCCCCGAGCACCCACCAACGGGAGAGGUGACUGACCUUCUGCCAGGCUUACCCUGGGGCAGUGAGCAGGGCUUCCCAUACUCGCCCCUGCCUGCAGAGGGGGCUCUCUUCUCUGUGGGCCUGCCGCCUUCCUAUGAGGAAGCCACCAGGAAAGACCCUGGAGAAGGAGACCGAGAUAAAGUCCUUCGGGACAUUGCAAACGUGGAAUUUCAGCCCACAGUGCUGGUGGGGCUCAGGGCUAUCAGCAGGAUGAAGACACUGAAUGGAUAUAAAUCUCUGUCGGUGGGGAAGCUGGGUCAUGAUGGGGACAACAUGCAGUAG
Messenger RNA from Echinops telfairi (small Madagascar hedgehog), 588 nucleotides. It is a transcript of the gene SMIM28, whose product is annotated as small integral membrane protein 28. The transcript is spliced from 3 exons. NCBI's taxonomy places the organism in Eukaryota, Metazoa, Chordata, Mammalia, Afrosoricida, Tenrecidae. The record is from RefSeq and is a predicted model, not a curated record. Bases 1 to 588 code for a protein of 195 amino acids.